UUUCUUCACAAUUUUUAUUAAUAAGGAAAAAUUAUUUUAUAGUGAGAAAUUUAUGUUUUUAUUUUUCUGAAUACGAUAAAAUGUUUUCCAUUAAGUUGCAUGAAUUUUGUGUUUUAUUACUAUACGUAAUUGUUGUGUUUGUUGGAGCUCCAAAUGUUUCUACGCAAAGAAAUGCAGCAAUUAUUAAUAGCAUUUGCGAAAAUGAUGGAUGGCAACAUUUUACUGACGUAGAGUCUGUAAAAUAUGAUAAACAAACAUUUGAGUUUAGUCAUAUUACUAUAAAUUCCGAUAGAUUUUCGAGCAAUAAAAAAGUGCAAGCCGCUGCUUUAUUUCUACUUUGUACAUACGCUAAUGAUUUAAAAAAAAUAUUUUCUAUGGUUAUUUAUUAUUGUCAUGAAUGUCAAGGAGUUUUUAUUCAAGAAAAAGAUCCCUAUGAAUGCACAAGUGAUUUAUUGAAAAUAAUUAAGAAAAUAACUUUAUUGGCAACAGUCAUGAAAGAAUCGUUGAUUUCUUUAGAUGCGUUAUAUGGUACUCCUUUAAAAUCCACAUUAGAUGAUUAUAUAUUAUAUUGUUAUUUGUCAAGUUUACAAAAAGUAGAAAAUACUAUUUUUCGUGAAGCUCCUUCAGAAAAUAAUCCAAAUACUUGUAAUCAAAUCUUAGAAAACAUUAAAUUUAUAUUUCCGAAUAUGAUAGAAGAUAUUAAUCGUGAAAUACAAGUAAAACCAAAAAUAUGUCACUUUAAAAUUCCCAGUGCAAAAACGGAAGAUUAUAAGAAAGUAUAUACAAUAAAAAAUAACCAAAAAAAAAAUUUUAAUUUUGAAAAUUUGAAGAAAAAACUAGAUAACGAAAUUAAGAAGAUUGUUAUAGAAAAGUAUUACAAGUUAGGCUUCUAUUUUAACCCAGAAAUUCAGAUGAUUGAUGUACCGAUACCACAAGAAGUUCUUGAUAAUAAUCAGAUGAAACCGCCAACCACCACACCUUAUUUAGUCGAAAUAGGUAAUUGUCAUAUACGAAAUAUUUAUUGUUAGCUCUCAUAACAUUUUUUAAAAUAUAAUGUUAUGUGUUUAUAGCAUUAUUUUUUUAAAUUUCUCUUUUCUUGGCUUUAUAUUAAGGCUAAAAAAUGAACAUUUUUUACAGAAAUACAAAAAAAAAAUAGCUAAAUUAAAAAUUAUAGUUUAAAUUUAAACAAUUUUAUUUUUAUGCCUUUUUUAUUCUGAUAUUUAUUUUUUUUAAAUAUUUGAAAUUCAUUCGUCGUAAAGUAAUUUUUAAAUAUUUUAUUGUAUAAUAAGAUAUAUACAUCAAAAUGUAAAAAGUUGUUGCAGAUUAUAAUAUGCCGAUACCUUGUAAAUAAAAUAAAAUACAUUUUGUUUGAUGUCACCAGUGGUAGAGACACAUUAGUAUGUCGAAGAAUGUUACCUUAGAAUUAAGGAAAAUUAUUAGAUGUGGAAAAUAUGAGAUACACGUGAAUAUUGAAAUAAUUCAGGCAAUAAAAUUAUUCUUGUUUAUUAUUCCAUUAUAGAG
Daktulosphaira vitifoliae (grape phylloxera) is the source of this 1521-nucleotide messenger RNA. RefSeq lists its product as uncharacterized. The transcript has 2 exons. NCBI's taxonomy places the organism in Eukaryota, Metazoa, Arthropoda, Insecta, Hemiptera, Phylloxeridae. The record is from RefSeq and is a predicted model, not a curated record. Bases 81 to 1028 code for a protein of 315 amino acids.